AUGUGACCGUGACGUCACGCCGGGCCUUGAUCAUUCUAACGUUAAGGCGGCUCCAUCCCCCUGGAAACAACAACACACGGUUAUCGCAGCGUCACCUCCCGGUGCUGCAGCCAGCGGAGCCGGUACCGGUGCGGUAGACAUGCAGUCCGAGGACGCCAGAUACCUGAAGAGGAAAGUAAAAGGAGGUAGCAUAGAUGUCCACCCAACAGAAAAGGCUCUUGUCGUCCACUAUGAAGUGGAGGCCACUAUCCUGGGAGAGUUGGGAGAUCCAAUGCUCGGAGAAAGGAAGGAGUGUCAGAAAAUCAUUCGCUUGAAAAGUCUUAACGCCAACACUGAUAUUUCUUCUCUGGCUCGGAAAGUGGUUGAAGAAUGUAAACUAAUCCAUCCCUCAAAGUUAGCAGAGGUGGAACAACUCCUUUACUAUCUGCAGAACCGCAGGGAUGGACUAAACGGUAAAGAAAAGAAGGAGAAGAAGAAUAGUAAACCUAAGGACCCACCACCAUUUGAGGGAAUGGAGAUUGAUGAAAUUGCCAAUAUCAAUGACAUGGACGAAUACAUUGAGUUACUUUAUGAAGAUAUUCCGGAUAAAGUUCGCGGCUCUGCUCUCAUUCUGCAACUUGCAAGAAACCCGGACAAUUUGGAAGAAUUGUUACUCAAUGAAACUGCAUUAGGAGCCCUCGCUCGGGUAUUAAGGGAAGACUGGAAGCAGAGCGUCGAGCUUGCCACAAAUAUUAUUUAUAUUUUUUUCUGCUUCUCAAGUUUUUCUCAGUUUCAUGGAUUAAUAACACAUUAUAAAAUCGGAGCGCUAUGUAUGAACAUCAUUGACCAUGAGUUAAAGCGCCAUGAGCUAUGGCAGGAAGAGCUGGCCAAGAAGAAGAAGGCGAUUGAUGAUGAUCCUGAAACGCCGUCCCUAAAAAAGGAAUAUGAGAAAACGUUUAAAAAAUACCAGGGGCUUCUUGUCAAGCAGGAACAACUUCUGCGGGUUGCUCUCUACCUGCUUCUUAACCUCGCUGAGGAUACUCGCACUGAAUUGAAGAUGAGAAACAAGAAUAUUGUCCAUAUGUUGGUUAAAGCUCUGGACAGAGACAAUUUCGAGCUCCUUAUCCUUGUGGUGUCCUUUCUGAAGAAGCUCAGUAUCUUCCUGGAAAACAAGAAUGACAUGGCAGAAAUGGACAUCAUUGAAAAAUUAUGUAAAAUGGUGCCAUGUGAGCACGAAGAUUUACUGAAUAUAACUUUGCGGCUUCUCCUGAACCUCUCCUUUGACACUGGCCUGAGAAACAAGAUGGUACAAGUCGGACUCCUUCCCAAGCUCACAGUUCUUCUAGAAAAUGAAAACUACAAGCAGAUUGUUAUGUGCAUUCUUUAUCACAUAAGUAUGGAUGAUCGAUGUAAAUCUAUGUUUGCCUAUACGGACUGCAUACCACAGUUGAUGAAGAUGUUGUUUGAGUGCUCCGAGGAACGCAUUGACCUUGAGUUGAUUUCUUUCUGCAUAAAUUUAGCAGCAAAUAAAAGAAACGCUCAGCUGAUAUGUGAAGGAAAUGGGCUGAAGAUGUUGAUGAAGAAAGCUCUCAAAUUUAAAGAUCCAUUGCUCAUGAAGAUGAUCAGAAAUAUUUCUCAACAUGAUGGGCCAACCAAGAAUCUCUUCAUAGACUAUGUUGGGGACCUGGCAGCUCAGAUUUCGAAUGAUGAAGAAGAAGAGUUUGUGAUCGAAUGCCUCGGAACGCUCGCCAACCUCACCAUCAGUGAUUUAGACUGGGAACUGGUUCUCAAAGAAUAUAAGCUCGUCCCGUACCUCAAGGAUAAACUGAAGCCAGGGUCCGCUGAAGAUGAUCUUGUCUUGGAAGUGGUUAUCAUGAUUGGAACAGUGUCCAUGGAUGACUCCUGUGCUGCCUUGUUGGCAAAGUCUGGAAUUAUUCCAGCACUUAUUGAACUGCUGAAUGCUCAGCAAGAAGAUGACGAGUUUGUUUGCCAAAUUGUCUACGUCUUCUACCAAAUGGUUUUCCAUCAAGCAACCAGGGACGUCAUCAUAAAGGAGACACAGGCCCCUGCCUAUCUGAUAGACUUAAUGCAUGAUAAGAAUGCAGAAAUCCGAAAAGUAUGUGAUAACACCCUUGACAUCAUAGCGGAAUAUGAUGAAGAAUGGGCAAAAAAGAUACAAAGUGAGAAAUUCCGGUGGCAUAACUCUCAGUGGCUUGAGAUGGUGGAAAGCCGCCAGUUGGAUGAAAGCGAGCAAUAUCUUUAUGGAGAUGAACCCAUUGAACCGUUUCUCCAUGAAGGAGAUAUACUGGAGAGAAAUGACCUGUACUAUAGCGCAGAAGGACUGAUACCAUCAGAAGGUGCCGUGAGUCCAGACUUCUUCAAUGACUAUCAGCUUCAAAAUGGAGAUCUUAUUGGGCAACAUUCAUUCAGCACAGGGAUGGGUGUUGAUAAUUUUGGGCAAUCUGCAGCUAUUCCAGGACGACCAACAACUGCAUAUGGCUAUCGUCCGGAUGAACCUUACUACUAUGGAAUUGGAGCCCGAUAAAUUCUGAUAUCACGCCAAACAUUGACCAAUAACCAGAAUAAAUUCCCCUCCGCCCCGGGAGAAGCAUGCCUCUAGUCUAUGUUUGAUAAAGUAGAUCUGUGGUUUACAUUUGCAAUUUCUCUGAGGACUUCAGUAAUAGGUUUUGAUAAGCUAUACCCUACGGCCUAAUAGUCCUGCAUCAUAUUUUAUGUUUAGGCAAUAGGGACUGACACAAAUGGUUUGGUGGAAAUUCCAGGAAACAAGGCACGUCUGGUCAGAAGCAUUCUGACAUAUUAUGGUGAAUCUAAAUGUCCUAAAGUGUUAUUCAUUUCUUAUUUAUAUUUAAUUUAAUAAUCCUGCAGCUGCAUGUCCACCAUUUUUCAGUCUUGUCACCUAACUCAUGUAAUUAAAACACUUGUUAAAUAAAACAUCAAUUGGG
This is a messenger RNA of Hyla sarda, 2942 nucleotides long. It is a transcript of the gene KIFAP3, whose product is annotated as kinesin associated protein 3. Gene Ontology annotation, biological process: cilium organization; microtubule-based movement. The transcript is spliced from 20 exons. Gene Ontology annotation, molecular function: kinesin binding. NCBI's taxonomy places the organism in Eukaryota, Metazoa, Chordata, Amphibia, Anura, Hylidae. The coding region runs from base 140 to 2524 and encodes 794 amino acids. Gene Ontology annotation, cellular component: ciliary transition zone; axoneme; kinesin II complex. The record is from RefSeq and is a predicted model, not a curated record.